UUCUACAAAAGAAAUAAUGUCUUCACGAUAAAAUCAGCCAGAACACUCAGUGUGCUCUGACCGCUCGAUCCGUUUAGACAACACAGAAAAAAGUUUAGCAUCAUGGCCGAUGAGAAGAAGAAGGUUAAGAAGAAGAAGACCAAGGAAGAGGGAGGUACUUCUGAAACCGCCUCUGAAGCCGCAUCUGAGGCCGCAACCCCAGCACCAGCUGCCACUCCAGCUCCAGCCUCAACCACUGGAUCGAAGAGAGCGUCAGGUGGCUCACGUGGCUCAAAGAAAUCGAAGCGCGCUGGUUCCAGUGUGUUCUCUGUUUUCUCACAGAAACAGAUUGCCGAGUUCAAGGAAGCUUUCCAACUCAUGGAUGCCGAUAAAGAUGGCAUCAUUGGCAAGAACGAUCUGCGUGCUGCUUUCGAUUCCGUAGGCAAAAUUGCCGCUGAUAAGGAAUUGGACCAGAUGUUGGGUGAGGGCUCCGGCCCCAUCAACUUCACCCAAUUGUUGACCUUGUUCGCCAACCGUAUGGCAUCAUCCGGUGCCAAUGAUGAAGACGAUGUUGUCAUCGCUGCCUUCAAAUCAUUCGAUGUCGACGGUCUCAUUGAUGGUGACAAAUUCCGCGAAACACUCAUGAACUUCGGUGACAAAUUCAGCGCCAAGGAGUGCGACGAUGCCUGGGAUCAGUUUGUCAUCGACGACAAGAACCAAAUCGAUACCGCUGCCCUUAUUGAAAUGCUUACAGGCAAGGGUGAGGAAGAAGAGGAGGAAGCCGCAGCAUAAGCGCUCAGACUUUGACGGCUACACUAUGAUAUUGCACAACACCAGCAAAAAAUAAGUAAAACAAAAAUAUUAUAUAAAAAUAACUUUAAUACAAAACACCAAGAUCUUGUUUUGAAAACAAACAAAAUGUAUCUUUACUUUUUUAAAAAAAUAAUUAACAACAUACUUUGUGUGUAAUUUUACGCAUUCAAUUUUUUAAAGAAAACCAACAACACUUUAGUCCCUAUGUUAGUGAAGAACGAAGAAUGAAUUUGUAUUGCCCAUUCGGUCAUGACAUCCAAUGCCAAAUGAGAAUCAUGCAAAAAUAUAGAGAAAGGUCAAGAAAUGUUUAGUGUAAAAUGUAAAUAAUAAUGCAGUCCCACUGCAUUGGAAGUGUCAACUGAAAUCUGACAUUUAGUUUUUUAGUUGAUAGUUUAAAUUUUACUGCUAAAAUUUAUAAAACAAGCUGAAGAAACUA
Messenger RNA from Ceratitis capitata (Mediterranean fruit fly), 1228 nucleotides. It is a transcript of the gene Mlc2, whose product is annotated as myosin regulatory light chain 2. The transcript has 3 exons. Gene Ontology annotation, biological process: post-embryonic development; locomotion. Bases 103 to 771 code for a protein of 222 amino acids. Lineage: Eukaryota; Metazoa; Arthropoda; Insecta; Diptera; Tephritidae. The record is from RefSeq and is a predicted model, not a curated record. Gene Ontology annotation, molecular function: calcium ion binding; myosin heavy chain binding. Gene Ontology annotation, cellular component: cytoplasm; myosin II complex.